CGUGGAAUUUGCAUAGGCUGUGCUGGGACAGGCAGGUUUCUUUUGUUGCUGGAAACAAGGAGCAAGUUCUUUUCCCUGUCUCUGCUUCCUAAUGCCUCUUCAAAAGCUCUCAGCACUCAUUGAUGCCAUCUGCAGUUUUGUCAUCUGCAAUGACUCCUCCCUCCGCAGCCAGCCGAUCAUCUUCAAUCCUGACUUCUUUGUGGAAAAGCUGCGCCAUGAAAAACCAGAGGUGUUCACAGAGCUGGUUGUCAGCAACAUUACCAGGCUGAUUGAUUUGCCUGGGACAGAGCUGGCCCAGCUAAUGGGAGAGGAGGACCCAAAGCUGCCUGGGGCAAAUAGCACAGCCUCUGGAUUUUUUCGUUCUCUGAUGUCUCUGAAGCGCAAGGAGAAAGGGGUGGUGUUUGGCUCACCGCUGACAGAAGAAGGCAUUGCACAGGUUUCUCAGCUAAUCGAGUAUCUGCACAAAAAUCUAAGAGCAGAAGGCUUGUUUCGAGUGCCAGGCAACAGCAUCAGGCAACAGAUCCUCAAGGAUGCUCUGAACAGUGGUACAGAUAUUGACCUGGACUCUGGGGAGUUUCAUUCCAAUGAUGUGGCCACCCUACUUAAGAUGUUCCUGGGUGAAUUACCAGAACCGCUGCUGACACACAAGCACUUCCAUGCCCAUCUUAAAAUUGCAGACUUGACGCUGUUUGAUGAGAAGGGGAAUAAGACCAGCACUCCAGACAAAGAGCGCCAAAUUGAAGCCCUCCAGCUGCUAUUUUUGAUCCUUCCCGCUCCCAACCGCAGUCUGCUCAAGCUGCUGCUGGACUUGCUCUACCAGACAGCCAAGAAGCAGGACAAGAACAAGAUGUCUGCCCACAACCUUGCCCUCAUGUUUGCACCCCAUAUCCUAUGGCCCAGAAAUGUGACAGCAAAUGACCUCCAGGAAAAUAUCACAAAGCUAAACAAUGGAGUGACCUUCAUGAUCAAACAUUCUCAGAAACUCUUCAAGGCUCCAGUGUACAUCCGGGAGUGUGCCAGGCUGCACUAUCUGGGAUCCAGAGCCCACACAUCAAAGGAUGACCUGGAUUUGCUGACGUCUUCUGGCUCCAAGGAGCUGCAGCCCCUCAAGUCUCAGAAGCGAAGCCGGCUGGACUCUUGCCAUCAGGAGGAGACCCAGCAGCGCACGGAGGAGGCACUAAAGGAGCUCUUCCACCAUGUCCACAAUAUGCCUGACUCUGCAAAGAAGAAGAAGCUUAUCCGGCAGUUUAAUAAGCAUCCAAUAGCCUUGACUCCUGGCUCUGAUGUGCCCACCUCCCCAGCACCGCGACGCACUCGCUCGCGCUCCUUCAGCGGCCUCAUUAAGCGGAAAGUUUUGGGAACUCCAGUUAUCCUGGAGAGGAAGAGCAGGGAUACCACACCAGAGCCUGUGCGGGUCAGCAAAGAGAAUGUCCAACUGUUACAGAAAUGUGGCUCUCCAGCUCAUAUGUCCCAGGCAAAGCUGAAGUCUUUGGAAGGCCAGAAAGAGGGAUCCUGUAGACGCAUGCGAGCCCGCCUGCUUUCCAAGGAUUCAUCAUCCCUCUGAACCGCCUCGCACCAAUGCAUGGGUGGGGAUUGCCCAGCCUCGCAAGCUGUGAACAGAAAAUGUGCUGCACUGAGAGGGGAGUGCUGCAGGCUCACAGCAACCCUCACCAACACAGCAGCACGCUUGAAACUGGACCUUUGCAAGGAUUGCAGGGAUUCAUUUCUUUCUGUAUAUAAAUUAUAUUUCAUUCUACUAUGGGGCAAACCACUAUCUAACCAAAACUUGUGCAGCAUGUCUGACCUGCUGGCUCUGGGAAAAGCUGGAGUGCUUGCUUACAAGGAGAGCCCUGUUCACUGCAGGGCCCUGUGUGCACUCCCAGCUUUCUCUCUAAUGUUGCUAGGCUGUAUUUUUUUGCUUUUCUGCUCUGAGUUUUUAACACCUUGGCUUGUUUUUGCUUCCUCCCCCCUGUUAACAGUGAGAAUGAUGGGCUGUAACCCUUACCCACAUCCUGACAUCUAAGCUUGCCUCCAGUCCUCCUCUGGAGGCAUGCCCUUCUCUGUUUUUUCUUGUCUCCAUUUUGCUCUGCUGUUUCCAAAGGGCUGAGGAGCACAAACGGUACAGAGCACAGGAUGGGCCUGGAAGGAGAGGCUCUGGAUGCCAUCUUUUCGAGUAGGGCCUGGGGAAAGCAGCUUCCCCAAUAAACUCAUCCCUCUAUUUUAGCCUGAGCUGGAGGCAGCCCUUGUUCACUGCCUUCAUGUUUCAGUGGCACAGUUCUGAACAACGAGUGUCUUGACUUUGUGUUCACCCAGGGAGGCUUAAGCUGAGGAGAGCAAGAGACAGGCAAAGGCUGUCUGGGGCAGAACAUCCUAGUCUUUGGAAGUUAGGAUGCCUGGGGAAGGCAGAGUCUUACGGCUGUGUGUGAAAAACAGUGUGAGAGGCGAGAGAGGGCUCCAUCCAUUUGUGAUCUGCUGCAAAUGGUGACAAAGGCUUUGGCUCAAGAUAUCUGGAUGGCUGGUAAGGCAACUGGCUGAUUAGUCAUUAAACUGGGGAAAAGGGCUGAAGCUGGGUUCAGCUCUUUGGUCUGAGCUGCAGAAAUGAGAUGAGACCUUCUAGGUACAGGAUAAACCCUAAUCACAGCUGGCCAGUGUCAGCAGUCUUGUUAAGCCAAAGUGUUCCAGUAAGCCAGUCUUGCCAAGAACCUGUCUGCAAGCACUCUGAGGUAGGAUACACACAGGGUCACUACUGUGAAAUAAAGAUUUAAUCAGCUGAGGGACCAUCUAAACACUUCUCAGCCCUUCUCAGCAAAGCAAAUAAUCUCUGGAAUCCAAUUAUAUUUGUCUUUUAAUCUUUAAGAACCAGCAGCCAGCAGGAAUUAGAGCUCUGCUCUUGACAGCUUUCUGAAACAACUGGUGGCAGGAGGUGUGAAUACUGGGAUAUGAGCAGGGAGUUCAGUCUGAUUGGCUGGAGCUGUUAGAACAGGGCAUUGGAGCCCUGUGCAGCUUAGCUGGAAUUUGUCACUUUUUAAAUUGUGAUUUUCUUUUAAAGAUACAAAUCUUUGUGCUGCUCUGUACAAAGGGUGGUUUUUGGUACUUUAUCAGGGAUGCUUGUCCCCAGUCUGACCUCAAGUUGGAAAUAUAGGGGGUAGGGAGACUGUAGAUGUGUGAGUUGGGAGUUGUUGGUGUUAGGAGCCUCUGUCACAACAAAGAAAGAGCUGUGGUUCUUCAGGGACCAGACUGAUGAUGAUGCUGUGAGGAAGGGCAGAGGCUGUUUGCUGUGGUAGUAGUAUGUGCUUUUUGGAUAUAUCUGUGAUCGUUCCCUCCAGAGGCUGAAGCUGUCUAUGUGCUUUUCUCUGAAGGGCACCAUGUUUUUCUGACUGCACUUCUGCCCUGUCCCUCCAGCCUGCUGUUAGCAGAGACUUGGGAGUCUCAGGUUUGCCUCUGAGCAGAGAUGAGGCACAGACAAAGGUCAAGUGGCCCCACAGGGAGAGCUGGGUCUGCUCCUGCUAUCUCUGCUUACUUGCAUUGGGGGCAAUUGCUGGGUGAAGCAUUUGUUGACUCCUCUUCUCCCCAUUGUUCCUGCUUGGUGUAUCUCAUAUCUCUCUGUAUGGGUGACUGCUUGGCAAGGCAGUCUUGUACCUAAAACUAAAUACACUGCUCCCAUAUAGAUGAGAUGAAUGUAACUCUCCACCGUCCCCCCUUACUGAUGGCUCUAGCUCAGGGGCUCUGUCUGGCUUCUGGCACAGCUGAGAUUUGUUCAGCUCUAAGAAAAGUUACCUAUGGGGCAUUGGCCAGGCCUUCUGCAUGUGUCAGAUGCCUUACCUGCCAAGAGGGUGGGUGCUGUCUCCAGACAGAGCAGUCCCAGGAGGGGUUCAGAGCCCUGGGCUAUAUACUGUGGUGCUGGGCUUGCCAUGCUGUGGAUGGGGGUGGCUGACAGAUUCCACCCCUAGGACUUUGGCUGUUGCAGUCCCAAUGCAUUCACACUGUCUCCCAGGCACGGGAGAGUUUUAGUCAUGCUUGGAUAUGUCUCGUUUGUCUGCCCUGUGCAAUGACUCAUAAGAAUGCUUCUUCCCAGAGCAGCCGCUAACUGUUCCCGGAGUCUAUCAUUUCCAAAGUAUUUUUAAUCUUUGUCCUUAUUUAUAUACGCUAUGUCAGUACUGUUGCAGACUGUUGCCUUUCUGUGUGUUCAUGUGAAAACACCACAUUAAAUGCUUUUAUUUUUAGUGGUUUUGCUUGAUGGCUUAAGCAAUUUCUUUGGGACAACAAGGACUCCAAUUCAUCUUCAAAAAGUAGGAAAUGUCUGCUUAGAAGCCCAGAGCUACUACUCUUAAGCGUGGGGGUGUUUGGUGAGGUGCUGCCCACCUGCAGGGAUGGCACUGGCCUCCCAUGGCACUAGGGCUUGAAAGCCUCUGGGGUACUUGGAUGACACAGGGUGACCAGACAGGCUGUCUUUCCCUUGGAAGUAUGAAGUUGGACCUCUUCUUUUCCUGUUUUCCCCCUGCUGUCAUCCAGGGUGAUGGGAAAUCAGGUUUACAAAGAACACUUUAUAUAAAUAAUGGAUCAAAUGAAUAAAUUUUUCUCUGUAGGGCCAUUCUUCUCUUGCCACUCUUGGCUGCUGAGAGAAGAUG
Molecule: messenger RNA, 4628 nt
Organism: Poecile atricapillus (Black-capped chickadee)
Lineage: Eukaryota; Metazoa; Chordata; Aves; Passeriformes; Paridae
Gene: ARHGAP19
Product: Rho GTPase activating protein 19
Exons: 12
Coding region: 92-1564 (490 amino acids)
Biological process (GO): signal transduction; regulation of small GTPase mediated signal transduction
Cellular component (GO): cytoplasm
Molecular function (GO): GTPase activator activity
Source: RefSeq, a predicted model, not a curated record